Molecule: messenger RNA, 2138 nt
Organism: Alosa alosa (allis shad)
Lineage: Eukaryota; Metazoa; Chordata; Actinopteri; Clupeiformes; Clupeidae
Product: cell wall integrity and stress response component 4
Exons: 9
Coding region: 130-1254 (374 amino acids)
Source: RefSeq, a predicted model, not a curated record
GGAGGGAGGAAGAGAGCAGGAACAGACGAGACAUAAUCUAGCAUUGAGGUACUCACAUCUGACAAGCUUGCUCUACCAACCUUUAAACAACACCAUUUAAAGGACUGAUUCUACAGAGCAAAACUAAAGAUGGUGUCAUCAGUACAGUUUUCUAAAGGUGUACUGGUCUUCUUAAUAUGCCAAGUGUGGUUUCCCUCAUUUGCGUCAAGUCAGGUAACCACAGCGGCAAACAGUUCAAACUCACCUACCAUGACCAUGGCAACAUCUUCUGUCUCCAUGACAACUGAUUUAACAACAAUAACAACAAAUGUAACGACAUCUACAAUGGCAUCCAGCUCUUCCUCAGGAUCUGCCUCAACAUCAUCGUCCACCACGCCCAUGUCCUCAGCAACGACAGCCGUCACAACUGGAGCUUCUGUUACAAGUUCUGCAGCAAUGUCUGCAUCAACUUACAUGGCUUCUACAAGUAUUGCCUCUACCAUGACCACAGACAACACCUCAAUGAAUUCAACCAGCGGCCCUGACAACAGCACCAUGGAAUGGAGUUCCAACAGCACGAUCUCCUGCCGUUCCUUCAGCUGUGAUUCCAACUGUUACUCGAUGUUUAUGAAUAUGAGCUCCAGCCCUUGCCCUUCCAAUUACAACUACUGUGAGUUACGGAAAUUGAAUGAGUCGAUGUACUCAGUGGGAUGUGUAGACUCCUGUGACCUUGACUCCACCGGCUGUGCAAACGACUCCCAGAUCAGCUGUGUGAAGGAGUGCUGCAACAUGACGGACUGCCUCAACACCACACUCCAGGACAUGGAGCGCACCACAGGAAGCACAGUUGCCCCAACAACGAAACCCGCUAUGACUUCUAUGGAACCAACAAGCAAACCUGUGACCCCCCAGCCAAACAAUGGGAAGAAGUGUAAAGAGCUUACCUGUACCGGGGCAGACUGCUACAAGAAUACUGAUGCACCGAAGAAGUGGUGUUACGGACAAGACAAGUACUGUGAGUUAAAGAAGAAAACGGAGGGAUCAGCAAUCAAAUGGAUGGCUGGAUGCACCAAUAACUGCACCAAAGAGACUGCCUGUACGAGCUCGGCACAGUCUUGCCACCAGGAGUGCUGUGAAGCAUCGGCCAUGGGUGAUUGCCUUAAGCUCGAUGGCACAAUGGUCAUGCCCUCAGAUGCCAACAGAGCCAUAUUCUCUCCCUUAAUAUUGCUGGUCACCACCAUGAUGGCCUGGGUAGUCAUAGGUGACCAGCUGUAACAUCUUCUGAGGACAUACGGCUUUCUGCUGCAGUUCAAGGAUAUAAGACCGACUCCAUUUUAUAGAAUGGGUUUGUGUGUGUGUGUGUGUGUGUGUGUGUGUGUGUGUGUGUGUGUGUGUGUGUGUGUGUGUGUGUGUGUGUGUGUGUGUGUGUGUAAUUUUGACCGUGCAUAUAUUGUGCUCAUAGAUGAGCUGUUUUGGGAGUGGAUAUGAUCCUAUUUAUAUGCCCAUAUAUGGGAGAGCAUGUGUUUGUCUACGUUUGUCUUUCUCUUUUUCUUUUUCUCAAUGUAGAUUAUGUAGAUUAUAUUGGCAUUCCAACCUCAUUAGUCAAGGUCUUAGAAACAUUCAUCUUAGGCACAUCGACCAUGUACCCCCCCCCCCACCCCCAAUACUGUAAUAUGACAGGCCCGUGUCAAAGUGUCUUUUUAAUGCUCAUGUUUUGGUAGUAAUUUAACAAACUAACAAUGCAGACCCAAAGAUAUUAGAUUAGAUAUUAUUUGGAUUAUUUGGCCGUACUAUGUUGUUUACACCCCUGUUAUGUGACAGUGUACAUAGCUUUAUUCAUAGAGUAAGAUUGCUGCCAAAAAGGAAAUGUUUUUGCACUUUAUGCAUAUAAAUAACAAUGAAAGAUUUAUUAUUCUUGUUGAAAUGUAAGAUCUUUACACAGUAGUCUAAGUAUGGAAUCAUUUUUUCUUUUAAUUAUUGUUAUGAUUAUUAAGACUUACAGCAAACAGAACAGUCUUCAGAGAUAACUUAUAUCAACAUCUUUCCAUGUCCAACGUGCAGAAUUUUAAUACAUAUCACCAUUAUAUGUGGCAAUGUUUAGAAACUAUUAUUUUGAAAUCAAAUAAACGUGUGUGUUUAAUCCAAAGCAUUGUUGUACA